CGGCAGUUGGAGCACAGUAUGUGAGUAUAUCUUUCAUCACCUUCUCCUCGAGGCUCGAAGCAGGUUCUGGUAUCCAGUUGCAACUCACUCUUCAUUCCCUGGAGGCAUUCGUUCGAUCGCGACAGUCACUCAUAGUCAACCACCUUCUUUUCUUCGGAAACUGGCAACUCUGACUACAAUGCUGUUCACUAAAGCUGUGUUGUGCUUGUCUUCUUUCGUCCUCCUCGCCUCGGCCCAGCUGGAGGAUGCCGUCUUCAGUGGCGUUAAGCCUGCGCUGAGUCGAACUCCAAGCGUGACCAGCAAUCGAUUGCUUAUGAGUAGGGAUCUCGAAAAGCGAUGUACUGGGACAUGCGCAGAGUGCUUUGGAGACGGCUACAUCCUUUGUCCAAGCAGUACCAGAAUCUGCUACCGUCCUGGGGAUUCGGUCUACGGAUUGGACUCGUGCACGAGCAGUGGCUCCGGCUCAGGCACAGCCACAUCCAGUGCAAGGAGUUCCACGUCUACAGGUGAAAGUGACACUUGCUACCGGGUUGGGGCUAGUUGCACGUCGUGCUUCGGGCCGACAUACCUAGCGUGUCCUGAUGGACUGCACUGCUACGACCCGAAUGAUCCAAUGUAUGAUACUUGUUCAGACGACAAUACAGGGGGGAGUACUGGAGGCAGUACUGGAGGCGGUUCUGGAAGCAGCGGCGGCAUCACGACCGAAACCUGUGUCCGCCUUUAUGGCUCCGGACAUGUUCCCUGUGGCAAUGACGCUUGCUACAAUCCUGGCCUUUACGAAGAAUGUUGUCCAGAUGGCAGUCAUUGCCAAGGUGUCUUUGGGUACACAUGCGCCACCAUUCCCGGGAAAUGCUGUGCUCCAGGCUCGACGAGUGCUGGAUGCUCUGGCGUCUCAAGUAGCAGUGAUUUGUUCGCGACCUUGUCAUCGACCCGCACCACGUCGUCGACUCGUACAACAUCGUCUACAACAUCGAGCUAUGCCCUAGGGACGACAACCACUUCGUCGACUUCCACAGCAAAUACUGGAUCAUCUCUCGAGGGGAACACGAACGGGGCUAGGGUUGUCACAGCUCAAAUAGGUUUAUUGCUGGUGGCAGCCGGUGUGGGCGCCUUGGUUUUGUGA
This is a messenger RNA of Exophiala mesophila, 1123 nucleotides long. RefSeq lists its product as uncharacterized. NCBI's taxonomy places the organism in Eukaryota, Fungi, Ascomycota, Eurotiomycetes, Chaetothyriales, Herpotrichiellaceae. The transcript is spliced from 3 exons. The record is from RefSeq and is a predicted model, not a curated record. Bases 179 to 1123 code for a protein of 314 amino acids.